Messenger RNA from Ruditapes philippinarum (Manila clam), 3555 nucleotides. RefSeq names its product protein polybromo-1-like. The record is from RefSeq and is a predicted model, not a curated record. Gene Ontology annotation, cellular component: RSC-type complex. NCBI's taxonomy places the organism in Eukaryota, Metazoa, Mollusca, Bivalvia, Venerida, Veneridae. Gene Ontology annotation, biological process: chromatin remodeling.
GUAUAUAGAAGGACUGAAUUCAGAGAAUAGGACCAUUACAGAAUGGGAAAAAACUUUCACAGCAACGCCAGAGAACACGUCAGUACCAGAUGAGUCCCGGCUGCCAACACAUUGGCUUGGUCAAGGAGCCGGGUACCAUGGCAGUGUAACUGAUGCAUUAUGGGCCAUGCGGGAUCUCAUGUUGAAAGAUGCUCUAAGUAUACAGAGGACAUUACCUUUUGAGGCAUUAUAAAUGAUGUUGUAGUGACACAAUAUGACUCAUCUGACGAGGGAGAAAUGAUCUGUUUCAGCCACGGUGCUCAACAUACAAUAAUCUCAUACAAUACAUACAACUAGAUAUAUAUAUACAAUACAUACAACAAUAUAUAUAUAUACUAACAAUGUUGUGUCUGAAAUAGACAUUAAAAUACACAUCAAACAUUACACACAAUAUUGAUUUUAAUUUCCUCAUACAUUACAAACAAAGUAAAUACAGAUUUGAAAUUUUUGUUUUCUAAACACUCAAGAUAAAUGUAAAAUUUUUGUAAUAUUACACUCAGUAUUGAUUUUAUUUUGUCACAUAUUACCCACAUUUUCAAUAUUGUGUGUAUUUUUUCAAUAUUGCGUGUCAUACAUUAUCUCACUCAUUAUUCAGGUGACUUACACACUGGUAAUAUUUUGAGUGUAAUAGUUCACAUAUAAACACUUGGUAUCAAUGUUUAUGAUCCAUUACUCAUAUUUACACGAUAGUGUUUAGUUUAUAUUGUCAGUGUACACAACAUAAAUUCAUACAUUACACUCGUGUUAUAUAUUGUGUUCAAUUCAUUAUUGUGUAUACAUGUCAUAAAAUUUAUUGAUUUAGACAUAAUUGCUUUAUUUCAUAAAUAUUUUACAUUAUUAAUGUUACUGGUCAUGUUUAAUGUCAGAUAAAAGUGGUUUGCUUUUAUUUCUAUCUGAAGUUUCAUGUUUUCAUUAUUUACUUAUAUAUAGUGUAUAUUUUUCUCUAAAGAUAUUUUUUUGGUGAAAAUUACAAUGAGUGGAAUAAAUAGUGUCACAUUAUAUUUUGUCAUGUGAUGUGAAUAAGUUACGGAACAAAUAUGUAUUUAGAUUAUACACUGUUUGAAAAGACAAUGUCCAAAAACUGGAAAUAGUACAUGUGUAUAUUACCUUCACAUUUUGGUGUGUUUACUUACGACUAUCUAGGAUGGCACAAAAUGCAGACUUAGCAUGGAUUUAUAUAAUUGACUUGAUCAAGUAGGGAAAAUACUUCAUUUUAAUUCUCUUUAGGGCCAAUACAGAUAAAGAAAAUAUUGUGUGUGAUAUAUUACAAGUUUUGUUGUGUUUCUCAGAGUUUAAAGUAAAGAAAACUUUGAUGUUGUAUAGUGAAAAUAUUGUUAGAAAAAAAAGUAGGCGCGCCAAAUUUAGUUUUUAGAAUAUUGAAAGUUUGCUUUGUCGGUCCUUUGUUGUGAAUGAACAGUAAAUUUAUACGUAUUUUUAUCAACUUCCUUUAUUGUUGUAAAAUUCAGUCCCCAGUGCUAUGACUUUUACAAGAACACAUGUUGUGAAUGAAAGUCAUGAUAAAAUAGUUUGUUUUGCCCACAUUUUACUUAAGUCAUCUUUAAAAUCAUCAAUAUGAAUCAUUAUUGAAGCACUAAAGUAGCGAUGGUUUUUAACUUAAUUUUAAACAAAAUCAUAUUUCAGACAUGAGAUAAAUCUUUCUUUUUCAAUUUACAGGAAAGAGUGAAAGUCAUUUGUUUCUAAAAAAAAAACAAAAAAACUUCAUACAUGCUGUAAAUUUGUGUUGUUAUUUGUUACAUUUGUGCACCAAAAGUAGUCACUAGACCGUGCAAUGAUUCUAAAAUAAAUGUGAAUAUAGGGGGAAAAUACAUGGUAAGGGUGAUUGUUUAAAAGUUCAUGUAUAAUAUUGAGUAUUUAUGUAAUAAGUUAGAUAAAUCUAUUGUGUGUGUUUUGCUCUACAUUGUAAUGACUGUGGCUUUUUAUGAACAUGAAAGGUGUUUGUGUUUUUUUAAUUUUUAUUUGAAUUAUUGUAUUCACCAUGAUAGAUUUUGCUUAUAUUAAAAGAUGUUUUCAACAAACUAAUUUUGUUUAGUGGGAAUUCUUCAUAUUAUAUUUAUUGUUAAGAGUAUCUACAUCUGAAGCAGAAACCUUUCUUUUCUGAAUUGUUGAUGAACAUUUGAGAAGUAAGACUGUCUAGUGACAUUGAAUGAUGUAAGCUAAUGGUUGCAAAAAAUCAGAACAAUUAAAGUCAGUCUAACUACAAAAAAAGUACAUGUUUAAUCAUCCACGAUGCCAUAUCUUGUCAAAAGCCAUCAACUGCAUGGAACACAACACAUAUCUGUUUAGGCGGCAAAACCCAUCAGCAACAGGAGGCAAAACCUAUCCUCUGUAGAUAGUGAAGCCUAACAUCUGCAUGGAAGAGCUGUUGAAAUGUAAAGAUACAUCAGUUGUAUUUCCGACAUAUACCAUUCUAAUGAAAACUGUACAGAAGACAAUGUCCAUCAUGUAUGUGUGGCGGUGUAAGGAUAACAAUAGUGCUAAUUUCUACUAUGAUCAUUUUGUUUGUAACUUUGUACAUUUUUAAACAUUAAAUGAACUUCACUGAGAAUUUUUAGCAUGAUGGGACUGGAAAUAAUUUUUAGAGAUAAAUGUUCUAUUUGAUGUAGAUUUUGACCAAUAACUUGUAUGACAAAUUUCAGAUCAUUCACUCACUGUUUCUCGUGAAUAAUUAUCCUUAUGAAAAAAAAUGACCAAAAAUGGAAAAUCAUUCAAACACUUUUCACUCAAAUUGGGUAAAGAAUAGUACCAAAAAAAACAACAUUUUUUUUUUUUUUUAAAUUAAUUUCUGAGAAUAUAUUUCUUAAUUGUCUUUUGCAUAUCUUUUUGUUUUAAGUGCCCCAGGUGAUCUAUGUAAGAAAUUCAUAAUUAUUGUUUUAAGCAUUUAGACAGUCAGUGGAGUUCUUGUAAGAAUACAGCUUGUGUUUUUGGGAAACUAUUUUGCUUUUUUCUUAAUUUUGAAAAUUUUGUUAUCAAAAUUUACAAUAGAAACAAGUAAAAAAUGAGAUUCCAAAAAAAAUGUACCACAAUAACAUUUUCGUUGAAUGCAAUUGACGUGAAUUUUAUUUCUUUUAUUUUUUUUGCUCAGGGAGAUCAUUAUACAUUUCUGACUGCCAGUUCAUAUUUAUAAUAUAUUUACAAAACAAAGCAAUUUCAUCCUCAUAUGUUACUAUUUCAGCCAAAAUAAUUGUUUUGUUCCAUUUUCUCAACAUGAUUUAUUCAUAAUCUCAUUAUCUGAACACAAAAACUAGAAUUUUCAUUCAGCAAAUUUUUUUUUUGCAUAUGUAACAGUAAGAUGCGAGAUUCUAAGUUCGUUAAAUGUACCAUUUUUUUUUCAUGCAUUAUUGUAAAAAACUCCCAUCACUGCCAAUAUCUGUAGUAGAAUGUAUACAUGAUACUCAUUAUGUAGUUUGAUAGAUCUUGUCAAUGUUUAUCUUUAUUUAUGAUUUAUUGUCCGUGUGACAGGUCUGGAUAUGGAAAUAAAAGUAUGCUUUAAGUUCA